Molecule: messenger RNA, 3196 nt
Organism: Biomphalaria glabrata
Lineage: Eukaryota; Metazoa; Mollusca; Gastropoda; Planorbidae
Product: putative leucine-rich repeat-containing protein DDB_G0290503
Exons: 4
Coding region: 304-3177 (957 amino acids)
Source: RefSeq, a predicted model, not a curated record
CACUUCGCUAUCGGCGCAUCGUGUGUCCACAAGGCUGCUGAAGUAUCGCCUGACCCGACUUAGCAAGGGGUCGCCCGCUUUGAUAACUGGCAGUACUGAACGUAAUAAGCUUUAACUCUCGAGACGAGGGACAGAGUGACCCAGGUGGCCUUUAACCCAGGUGUCCUCCUCUCACCAUUGUCUCACAUCAGCUGUUCACGUGAAAGUGUUGAAACAUUGAGGAAUUUAAAAGAACUCUGUCAAGGGGAAGGUCACAUCGAGGCAAACCUGUUUCAAGUUUAAUUAGUUUCAUUGUAAAAAAAAAUGGAAGAAAAGUCGGAAUCUUCCAACACGGCACAUAUUGAAAACAUAAACCUUGAACAAACAAAAGAGAUUUUGACUCAUAAUGAUAAUACUGCUGCUAAGAUAUUAACAAGCCAUCAGGAGAAAGACGUCGAAGAAAUUGAUCAUGAAGCCACAAAGAAAGGCAUCGAAUCAACCAAGAAGGAAGUUCAAAGCACCACAUCACGCACCCAUUCAGAAACCAAAUGUUCAGAAGACGAAGGUCCGCCUGCUUCUGGAGAACAACUAGAUCUAAACAAUCCGCCACAAGAUAAAGACGAGAUAAAGGAUGAUCCGUUGGGUGAAAAGUCGCUAGAGGAAAACACGAAUUUAGACCAAAGCAGAAUUAACGAGAUUCACGAAUCAGAAGAUCCAGUAAGCUCGGAAAGUAUGGUGCUCAAAAGUCAACAAGAGAACUUAGCAGAGACUGCUGAAGAUGAGGGUGAAAUGACUGAUUACUGUGUUGUCACCGCAGAGGAAGUUAUGGAAGACGAGAAGAGCUUGCAAGUCACGGAAUCUACAGGGGCGUCACUAGAAACUCUGCACUCAUUUCGACCUGAACUUGGGGGAGCCUCUCUGGAUGAAACACAACUUCAUAAUCUGUUGAACCGAGAUGAUGUGAAAGUUGAAUAUUCGCAGCAAGAAAAAAUAGACUUGCUAUGCGACAACGUACAGAAGGAUACAAUAGAAGCAACUGAAGUGUCUUCUGAAUCUAUCAACAAUAGUCAACCAAGCUCCAAUGAGACGUUUUCUGAUAAUGAUGCCACGUCUAAGCUAGAAACAACGGAUGCUUCUAAUGAUAAAUCUGAUUUUUCUAAACUAGAACCAACAGAUGCUCUUAAUGAGACAACGGAUGCUACUAAAGGCGAUUCUGAUUCUCUUAAAGACAACUCUGAUACUGCUGAACAAGAAACAGACACUAUUUACAAACACAACGAUGACACUGUCCAACAAGAAACAGGUGUUUACCUAAACAACGCUGGUAUUUCUCAUCUACAGAAAUCAGACAUUGCACUUCACAGCACGAGCUGUGCAGAAACAUCAAAGAGCUCCUUAAGUCAAGAUAACUUUAUCGACAAUACAAAUUUAGAAACAGGAAAUAUGUCUUCAGACAACACUCUCAAUGCCAGUUCGGACAUAAUCUUUGGCACUUCUAAACCAAGCAUAUCAGACAACAUUAGUUCUAUAUCAGAACAUCCAUUAAACAGUACAGAUGUUUGUCUGCAUAAGGAAAAAUGUAGUGCAGAAAACAAUGACACGCUAAGCUCUUCUACAGAAACAGAGGCACAAUUAGAAGAUAUUUCAUUAGUUCCCAAUGAAGAACAGGUCUUAGAUGAUUCCUUGAACUCUAGUGCUCCAAGGCACCACAACACUGAACUUUCAGCCGCUGGCAUUAAUGUUGAUCCAGUAUCUGAAGCUACGGAGACAUCAACCAAACUAGAGUGUCUAUCAGAGACAAUAGACACAGCUGAAAAUUUUAAAGUAGCCACUUCCGUGUUACCUCAAGACAAAGGACAAAGCACUCCGCCUCUUGGGUUCAGCAAUGAUUCCAAUGAGUUCCCAGAAAGCGCUAGUGAAACUAAUUUAACACCAGACAUUGGAACUGAAGUAGCAGCUGAUGAACCUCCAUUGGACGAAACCAUAAAUCGAAAUAUUUCUGAGAACAUAAUAAAUAAAGGUGAAAGUAUUGUUACAUCAGAAGACACUAAGAACGAACACAUUACUACUUCAAUUAGCAAGGAAGAAGAAGAGUGUGGAGGUUCAGAUCACUUUCUUUCAUUAGAUCAAGACGUAGCGUCAGCAGAUUUUGCUGCAUUGCCAGCUUCGAUUGAUGGCGUGAGUUUGCCAACAAAGGACAAUAUUGAGCAUGAGCAAGAUUCACAUCUCUAUGAAUCUUUAGAUCAAGAAGCUGGAUUGGAAGAUGCUGCAAUACCAAAAUCUUGCUCUGAACUCAAUUCAGCAAACGUGGAACACAAAGAUGAUCACUUUCAACCAUUAGAUGAAGAUACUGGAAAAUUGAAUACGAUACCGAAGUCUUUCCAUCUCAUUGCUGAGCCCCAGAGCAAGGAAACACCCGAUAGCUGUGCCACUAAUUCAAAAGGGACCAUCAAUGACUCUGCUAACAACGACGAAGACAGCUUUGGGAAAGUAGCCGCUGAACAGCAAGACAUCAUGAGGAAUACUGACAUAAAAGCAGAUCGAAAAGCAGGAUGUUCUGGCAUGAGCCUUACGAGGGCAUUCUUGCAGUUUGGCGUUGUAACACUCUUUGGCGUCGGUUCUGCUGCUGUUGUUCCUAUCGCCCUUGCAGCUGCGGGUUUCGAAGCUGGUGGCAUAGCAGCAGGAAGUGUAGCCGAAUACUUAAUGACCUUGACCUCCAGCGCCGGCUUCGGUAUGUCCAUCGUAACUCUAUUGGAAGACGCUGGCACUGCUAGCCUGGGUUUAAUCCCUCAGGUCUUUGUUGGCUUUCUGUCUGCUGCAGCUGCUGGCGGCGUUGUUCUGACUUCUGGGCUAUUUCGAGGCAAGAAACAGUCAGCAAGCGUGAGCAAUGGCGUCACCGCUGCCAAGGAGAGAAAGACAGACCUGAGUACCAGCACGGUCUCAAAAGAGGAUUACAGACUGCUCAGCACUGCCAUGUCCAGCCAGAGAGGGAACAAGGGCGAGAAAAAGUCCAACAAGAACAGCGAAAACGCCAGCGCCUCAACUGGACCUAAACAGGACAGCCCAAAGGGGACACUAUCUGACCCUAGAACGAAGUCACCACUCGCCGCAGAGAUGCCAAAAGAGACGAAACCACGUGAUGGCAAGGGAGAGUCUUCUGAUGUGAGUUCCGCUCGCUCCAGUCGCUCUUACCCGUAAUUAAAACACUUCAGAAAAC